CAAUCUUCUUAUAAAUGAGAGGCACUGAAGUCUGAGCAGUUUCCAGCUGAGGGAAAAUAACCAACAGCUUCUCCACAGUGUAGAUCAAAGCAGGGAAAACAUGAAUAUCACUAACUGUACCACAGAAGCCAGUGUGGCUGUGAGACCCAAGACCGUCACUGAGAAGAUGCUCAUUUCCAUGACUCUGGUGACCAUCACCACCCUGACCAUGUUGUUGAAUUUGGCCGUGAUCAUGGCCAUCUGUACCACCAAGAAGCUCCACCAGCCUGCCAACUACCUGAUCUGUUCUCUGGCCGUGACGGACCUCCUGGUGGCAGUGCUCGUCAUGCCCCUGAGCAUCAUGUACAUUGCCAUGGAAAGCUGGAAACUAGGGUACUUCAUCUGUGAGGUGUGGCUGAGUGUGGACAUGACCUGCUGCACCUGCUCCAUCCUCCAUCUCUGUGUGAUUGCCCUGGACAGGUACUGGGCCAUCACCAAUGCUAUUGAAUAUGCCAGGAAGAGGACGGCCAAGAGGGCUGGGCUGAUGAUCCUCACCGUCUGGACCAUCUCCAUCUUCAUCUCCAUGCCCCCUCUGUUCUGGAGGAGCCACCGCCAGCUGAGCCCACGCCCGAGUCAGUGCACAAUCCAGCAUGACCAUGUCAUCUACACCAUUUACUCCACACUGGGGGCAUUUUAUAUCCCCUUGACUUUGAUACUUAUUCUGUAUUACCGUAUUUAUCAUGCAGCCAAGAGCCUUUACCAGAAAAGAGGAUCAAGCCGGCACUUAAGCAACAGAAGCACAGAUAGCCAAAAUUCUUUUGCGAGUUGUAAACUUACACAGACUUUCUGUGUGUCUGAUUUCUCCACCUCAGACCCUACCACAGAGUUUGAGAAGAUCCACACCUCUAUCAGGAUCCCUUCCUUCGACAAUGAUCUAGAUCACCCUGGAGAACGGCAGCAAAUCUCUAGCACCAGGGAGCGCAAGGCAGCACGAAUCCUAGGACUGAUUUUGGGUGCAUUCAUUUUGUCAUGGCUGCCAUUUUUCAUCAAAGAGUUGAUUGUAGGUCUGAGCAUCUAUACAGUGUCCUCUGAAGUGGCUGAUUUUUUGACGUGGCUCGGUUAUGUUAACUCUCUGAUCAACCCUCUGCUCUACACAAGUUUUAAUGAAGACUUUAAGGUGGCUUUUAAAAAGCUCAUUAAGUGCCGAGAACAUACUUAG
This is a messenger RNA of Prionailurus viverrinus (fishing cat), 1198 nucleotides long. It is a transcript of the gene HTR1E, whose product is annotated as 5-hydroxytryptamine receptor 1E. Gene Ontology annotation, biological process: G protein-coupled receptor signaling pathway, coupled to cyclic nucleotide second messenger; chemical synaptic transmission. The transcript has a single exon. The coding region runs from base 101 to 1198 and encodes 365 amino acids. Gene Ontology annotation, cellular component: dendrite; plasma membrane. Lineage: Eukaryota; Metazoa; Chordata; Mammalia; Carnivora; Felidae. The record is from RefSeq and is a predicted model, not a curated record. Gene Ontology annotation, molecular function: G protein-coupled serotonin receptor activity; neurotransmitter receptor activity.